Molecule: messenger RNA, 425 nt
Organism: Rotaria sp. Silwood1
Lineage: Eukaryota; Metazoa; Rotifera; Eurotatoria; Philodinida; Philodinidae
Source: the annotation of a GenBank genome assembly
AUGACUCACGUUCGAACUCUUUUGUUGGGUUUAACUUGUCCACGCUACUUUUCUACCAGUUCAUUUGGUGAACUUGAAACUUGGUAUGAAGAAAUAGACAAAUCAUCUCUUAUCAAUGUACAUGUAAUUCAACCAAUAUAUCCUAUCGAUCAAAUAUCACCACCGCCAUUCCUUCUUGCUGCUUACGGUAUCAACAGUAAAUAUACAGCUAAAGAUGUUCUCGAUCGAUGGUCAAGUAUUUUUGAUUCAUGUAUGAAUCAAAAUAUUCGAAUUUUAGACUUCUCAGCAGAUUGUGAUCCAAAACAAAUGAAAGCAGUGCGGGACUCCAUGGGAUUUGAAGAACAUCCUAAUCGUUUCGAAAUUUCUUUACUUAAAGUAAGUGAACAAGUAUAAUUAGUUUCAUAUGAAAAAGAAAAUCAAUCGGA